Molecule: messenger RNA, 4267 nt
Organism: Trifolium pratense (red clover)
Lineage: Eukaryota; Viridiplantae; Streptophyta; Magnoliopsida; Fabales; Fabaceae
Product: pentatricopeptide repeat-containing protein At2g06000-like
Exons: 2
Coding region: 239-1903 (554 amino acids)
Molecular function (GO): protein binding
Source: RefSeq, a predicted model, not a curated record
GUGUUUGAGAUGUCCAUGUCACAAUCAAUCAUCACAUCACAUAGCAUAAUAACAUAUGUGAUAACAAUUCAAAAACCCUAACGCUGAGUAAGCAAACAGUACAACCCAACUGCGGCAUCCUUUUCGUCCCCGCAGCCACCAUCAUCUCCGAUAAUCACCGCAACCAUCAUCUCGCCGAUAAUCACCGCCGCCGAUUUCAACUUUUCCGUCACACAUUCCCGUAAAAUGCUCCAACAUCAUGCACUCGUUCGCUUCCAUGGAUCAGAAUCGUGACUCAAAUCUCAAUCCGUCACGUGCUCAAUCACCAAUCACCAUCAUCAAUGCCGUCCCUAGGCACGUGACAAUCUCCGAUGUCGCCUCCAUGGGUUCCAUAAAAAAGGCUGAAGCCUGGUUCGUUAAGAUCGCUUGCACCGUUUUUGUUCGUUACAAUUCAUUUGAUCGUUUUGUGUUUUAUUUUAGUAAACAUUUAACUCCAAACCUUGUUCAAGAGAUUGUUAAUUGUAGGUUUAACAAUUUUCCUUCAUUAGGUUUUAGGGUUGUUCAAUUCAGUAGAGAGAAUUUGCAUAUGAAUCAUAAUUAUUGGACUUAUAAUAUGUUGUUGAGAUCACUUUGCAAAUCGAAUCAUCAUGGUUCGGCGAAAUUGGUUUAUGAUUGGAUGAGGUUUGAUGGUCAGGUUCCUGAUAAUUGGUUGUUAGGGUUUUUGGUUUCGUCGUAUGCUUUAAUUGGUAGAUUCGAUGUUUCAAAGGAAUUGCUUGUUGAUGCUCAGUGUAAUAAUGUUGGAGUAAAUGCUGUUGUUUACAAUAAUUUGUUUAACAUUUUGAUAAAACAGAAUAAAUUAAGGGAUACUGUUGAAAUGUUUUGGGAGCUUGUUCGGUUGAAAUAUCGUCCUGUGACCUACACGAUCAAUGUUUUAUUGCGAGGUUUGUGUAGGGCUGGAGAAAUUGAUGAGGCUUUUAGGCUUCUUAGUGCUUUGAAGAGUUUUGGUUGUUCGCCUGAUGUGGUUUCUUAUAAUACUAUUAUUUAUGGUUUGUGCCGAAUUAGUGAGGUUGAUAGAGCUAGAAGUUUGCUUAACGAGGUUUGUUUGAAAGUGGAUGUGGUGCCUGAUGUUGUUAGUUAUACGACAAUAAUAUCAUGUUAUUGCAAGUUGAGUAAGAUGGAUGAGGCAUCUUUGCUUUUUGAUGAAAUGAUUAGAUCUGGAACUAUGCCUAACACGUUUACUUUCAACGCACUCAUUGAUGGCUUUGUUAAGUUGGGUGACAUGGCUUCUUCGUUGGCCUUGUACCAGAAGAUGUCUUUUCAUGGCUGUGAUCCUGAUGUUAUUACUUUCACUUCCCUCAUUAACGGUUAUUUUGUAGUUGGACAAGUGAAAUGUGCCUUGGAAAUGUGGAAUGAGAUGAAUAGCAGAAAAAUUUCUGCAAGUUUAUAUACGUUCUCUGUCCUUGUCAAUGGAUUUUGCAAGAACAACAGACUGCACGAGGCCCGUGAUAUUUUGAGAAUACUGAAGCAGAGUGACGUUGUUCCGCAACCAUUUGUCUACAAUCCUGUUAUUGAUGGAUAUUGUAAAUCAGGGAAUGUAGACCAGGCUAAUAAAAUUCUUGCUGAAAUGGAAGAGAAGAGGUGCAAGCCUGAUAAGUUGACGUAUACCAUUCUUAUUAUUGGGCAUUGUUCGAAAGGGAGAAUGGCUGAAGCAAUUGGUAUCUUUGAUAAGAUGUUGGCAGUUUGCUGCGCCCCUGAUGAAAUUACUAUAAAUAAUUUGAGAUCGUGUCUUUUGAAGGCUGGAAUGCCUGCUGAAGCUGCCCGUGUUAAGGAAGCUCUAUGCCAGAACCACAAUUCCAGUACUUCAUUGAAGAAGAAAUCUGUUCGUGAAAGUACAAAUGCAGAUAUACCCAUUGCUGUUUAUUGAAGUGCUACUGCAAUCUAGUGUGGUUAGACAUUGGUUCCACCAUUUUGCAUCGAGUACCGGCGCAUGUUUCUGGCUUUUGGUACAAAAGGAAUGCUAUAAUCAAGCAGAGGGCCUCUAUUUGCUGGAGAUCGCCAACAUUUACAUUUGCGUUGUUGCCUUUCCCUACAAGAUUCUGCUUAUUGUUAUUUAACCUAAAGCUAGGUCUGGCAAUGGUAUUUUGAAUUGCAACUGUGAACUCCAACAAUCCCAUCCCAUUAUGGAAACAUGUUGUGAAUCACCGAAACCUACGGUUUUUGGCCUUGUAGGUUCAGAGACAAAGCACUUCAGUUUUUUGCAGUAUUUGGAGGCCCGAGUUUCUUGGUGCACCAUCCUUCCCAAAUUCUAAACAUGACACAAAUACGGGUCAGUCAAUGAGUAUCGCCCAAUUCUUUACAAGUUUAAAGCUUGCUGGAUGUUACUAAUGUAUAAUAAGAUAAAGUGUGCGUCAUAUUGAAAGAAAUUUCAUGCUUGAAGUUCAAUUUAUCAUUGGCUAAAUAGCUGGCCUUUGAGUUUAAAUUCUUCUGUGAAAUAAGGUUUUCUAUUCAUCUUUUUUGGCUUACAUGAUCUUAGAGGGUGUAACAAUAGUUUUCAUCAGUGACCCAAAAUAGUUUCAACCAUAUUAAUUUUUUAAUUCUUUCUGAACAUAUCCCUCUUUGUGUAGUUUGCCACAAAAGAAAAGGUGAAAUAACCCUCUUUGAGGGAGAGUUGUAUAAUGUGCCUUAAAGAGGAUAUUCCUUAAAUCACACAACUCUGCAGCUAUCAUUAACCUUGUCUUGUUUCAACUGUUGUUUAAUAUGUUCUCUUUCAAAAAUAUGUAUACUAGGCAGCCAACUUGAACUUUUAUCACGACUUUAUGUAAUGUUAUCAGUUUUAUAGUGUCAAAUAACCGAUUAUCCCAAAAGCUUAAGCUGUUAGGAUAGGGCCACAUCAAUGGUUUUAUAUUUCUAAUACGCCCCCUCACGCAAGAGCCCACUUGGGCUUGAAGUGUGGAUAAUGCAUAGGCCCACCUACCAUAUGCUUAAAUUCCACUUUUUAAUUAGAAAGUGAGGGGAGCGGGGAUCGAACUCUAAACCACUUAGUCAUAGAGGCUCUGAUACCAUGUCAAAUAACCGAUUAUCUCAAAAGCUUAAGCUGUUAGGAUAGAGCCACAUCAAUGGUUUUAUAUUAUUUCUAACAUAUAAGAAAUUUGAUUCAUUCAUUAGCUUCUUUGAUAGAAUUUAUUAAUUAGUUUAGUAGUGCAAAUACAGUAAUAAAAUCUUAUGUGCCCCUUAAGCCCAUGGAAAGGCUAGUCAUUGUUAUUUUCUUGUCAAACUAGUAGUAUUUGAAGAAAGAUGUGCUGGUAAAACCUUGGAAAUUGUAUUUAAUGGAUCUGAAUAUGUCAAGGGCUGUAAAGUUAGAGUUUUGAUUAUUUAAAACACUUUCUUACACACACACACAGACAGACACACACUGAUGUAGCACCCAGUUUUUUUCCCCAUGGUAUGGAAGAAUUUGCCUAUUUCCGCUAUUUUUUCCGGCCGUUAGAUCAUGUAAACUAAUUUAAUGGGCUGGGCAUUGAUUAGUGACUACACAAUUUUUCUUUUGUCGGACACUAAAUGUGGAUACUUCUCUAAGCUAAAAUUUGAACUUUAGUCUGCCGCAUUAUUGAAGUUUGAUUCUUUCUGUUAGAUUCAACUCCUUGGUUGUCGCUGCACACUAUAACUUAUAUAUAAAACAUAUAAAAGCUUGAGAAACUAGUCUGAGCAUGUCACUAAAAAUAGUAUACGACGUGAUAAUGCGUUUUCAAUAAAUCAAAAUUUAAGGGAGUUGGGUCUCAAUGGCUAUUCAGUGUCAGGAAAAGCUGCAAAAUUUUAUAUGAACAAUUAGUGUUAGGAAAAGCUGCAAGGGAGGUCUCAAAUUCUCAGUUACACACCUUUGGUCAAAACACUUGGCGGUAAUCCUCAGUGUUGAAAUUUCUUAAAUAAUUGUUCAACAAAAUCUUAUUUAGUCAAUAGUCAUUGUCCAUUUGUUGAACCAUUCUAAUUUUUUUUUUUGGUCAAGGAACCAUUCUUUCAAUUCACCAAGAAGCAAAAUGUAUUAUUCUAUAUUUGUAUCUACACAACUUAAAAUAAUUACUUCCCUCCUUUAAUUGAAGAAUAAAAAAUAAAACUAACUCAAGCAUAUCUUCCAUUACAAUUGCACGCCCACUCUUCUUUGAUCUCCCUUGUAUAAUUUGUGUACUCUUGCAAUUUGUAGCUCAUCACACUUAGGCUAUAGUAGUUUGUACACUAAAAUAAAACUAAGCAUUUUUUGCACCCAAAAAAAAAAACUACACACUUUUUUUUU